Molecule: messenger RNA, 6003 nt
Organism: Folsomia candida
Lineage: Eukaryota; Metazoa; Arthropoda; Collembola; Entomobryomorpha; Isotomidae
Product: N-(5-amino-5-carboxypentanoyl)-L-cysteinyl-D-valine synthase
Exons: 3
Biological process (GO): secondary metabolite biosynthetic process; amino acid activation for nonribosomal peptide biosynthetic process
Cellular component (GO): cytoplasm
Molecular function (GO): catalytic activity; phosphopantetheine binding
Source: RefSeq, a predicted model, not a curated record
UCGACUUGAACUAAUUGCUAAGAAACGUUUCUAACCAGCUUGACUCAUACAUAAGUACCCACGCCAGUUUUGGUACACUAUAAAAAAACUUAUUUACUGUAACAUUUAAGAAAUUGUUAUCCUUUGCUGACUGACUUACAACUAGUGAAGUCCUACUAAAAAAAUACCAUUAAGCACAAUACAUACACGAGAAAAAGAUAAUUUCACCAACGGACCUGGAACUAAAUAAUUUACGGUAUCAAGAUGAACUACUGGACAACACGACUUGGUCAAUACACCGAACGCUGCGACUUCAAUGGCCUGCCUAAAAACGGGAUAAAAAGUGGACACCUGCCUCACCACCUCAGCGUAAGGAAGGUAACGAUACCGGACCAAUUUCGACUACUAAACUCGUCUCCCAUUCCCUGCACUGCAAACCUGGUUGAGCUUGCAUGGCACAAAGUCCUCAGCAUUUACGGAACUGGAAACUACACCGUCGUCCUGACUGGAAUACCUGGCCACGAACAGGACAAUCAUUUUGUCCCAAUUGUCAUGGAUCAUCAUCACAUCAACGACAAACCAAUAAUUGAAACCUUACAAGAAAUUGUGACCCAGACCAGCAACAAUAGUCUAACAAUGGAUCAAGUUCUGGAGAUGAAUGUCACUUUAUUCGAUGGCUUAUUGCUUCUCGAUGAAAAAAUGGACACUUUAGCAUCCGAAAUUCUUGCCAAAUUCCCAAUCAGCAUCAUCCUACUUCAUGACUCGGUCAGAAUUUCGUACUCUCAAGAAUUGUUUACAGAAGACGUCAUCGACGGAAUGCUGGACGUACUGACCACAAUUUUGGAACAAUUUGUCCAAGACAUUAACCAACCACUCGGAAAUGUUAACGUUCUUCCAGAAAUCCAACGAGUCCAAAUCUCCUCUUGGAACGGAGGUAGCCAAGACUUUCCCAAAGAUAAGCGACUUCAUCACCUCUUUGAACAAGCCGCAGCCCAGACGCCGGACAAAAUUGCCGUGAUAAACCCGAAAGGAAACGUACACCUGACUUAUCGACAACUGAACGAGAAAUCUAACCAACUCGCCCAUUACUUAAAAUUCAACGUUGGCGUUCAGCCGGAACAAUUAAUUGCUCUCUUUCUCGAUAAAUCUGAAUCACUGGUCAUUACGGUUUUGGCAAUUUGGAAAUCUGGAGCGGCAUAUACUCCGAUUGAUCCUACGUAUCCAGACGCUAGGGUAAAAUUCACCUUUGACGAUACCAAAGCCAAGUUGGCCAUUACCAAUGGGCGUCAUUACGAUCGGCUCCGAACAAUUUGUAGUGACGAAGAAAUUUUCAAGAUUGAAACUCUCCUAGAAAAAACAGAGGCGGAUUCUGUUCCUGUCGCCAAUUUAGAAUUGGGAUUGACCAGCAGUCAGCUUGCCUAUGUGACGUACACUUCAGGCACCACCGGGGAACCGAAAGGAGUUCACAAAGAACACAAAGGCGUCGUCAACAGCAUAACCGACUUAUCCAUCAAAUACUCCAUGCACAACAAGCCAGAAGUCGUUUGUCUCUUCUCCGCCUACGUUUUUGAACCCUUCGUUCGUCAAAGUUUAAUCGCUCUCAUCAACUCCCACCAACUCGUGAUUGUGGAUGACGAGGAAAAACUUGAUCUCGACAGAUUUCCAGAAUUUCUUCAAAAAUAUGGAAUAACUUAUCUCAACGGGACGGCUUCUGUACUCCAAGAGUACAACUUGACGAACUGCACCUCCCUCUCAAAACUUAUCUUAAUCGGGGAAGAAUUUACAGAAUCCCGAUGCAAAAAAUUGAGACAAAACUACAACGGAAGGAUCAUAAAUGAAUACGGAUUCACCGAGUCCGCAUUGGUCACAGCGAUGAAGAUAUUCGACCCUGACACUCCUCGAGUUGACAGAACGAUAGGAAAACCUCUGCGAAAUGUGAAAUGUUACAUUUUAGACAAGGACUUGAAACAACUUCCUCUCCAAACUAUUGGAGAAUUGCACAUCGGUGGGAUGGGGAUUUCGAGAGGUUAUCUCAACCGACCUCACCUAACCGACGACAAAUUUAUUCCAAACCCGUACCAAACCAGGGAGGAAAAGGAUGCAGGAUUCAACAGUAAAAUGUACAAGACUGGAGACUUGGCCAGGUGGACGGCCAACGGAGAAGUGGAAUACAUUGGGAGAAACGAUUUUCAAAUCAAACUCCGUGGAGUUAGGAUCGAGCCGGCGGAAAUCGAGUCCAUCGUGAUGAAAUAUGAGGGCCUAAAGAAAUGCACGAUUGUCGUGAAGAGUACCAAGUCGGAAGAAGAGUCGACCGCAUCGUCAAAACAUCUCGUCGGUUAUUUCGUCGUGGGUGACGGAAUAGACAUUUUAGAACACGAACUUAUCAUGCAUUUGGAGAAAAACCUGCCGAGAUACAUGAUCCCGGCGAGAAUGGUGCAAGUCAAAGAUAUUCCGGUCACGAUUAACGGGAAGAUUGACUUCCGCUCCUUGCCAAAUGUUGUUGAUUUGGGAGGUGACCAAGCAAAGUUGGAUUACACCCCUCCCAGAAAUGAGAUGGAGUCGAAACUUUGUCAAAUUUGGGGGGAAACCUUGAACCUUAAGAAAACAAGGGUUGGAAUUACAGACGACUUUUUCCGCCUGGGAGGACACAGCAUUACCUGCAUCCAGCUAAUUGCCAAGAUUCGACAACAGUUAAAAAUCCACAUAACGUUAGAACAGAUAUUCAAGCUGAGAACGAUACAAAAAUUGGCUGACAGUUUGCUUGAGGAUGAAAAUCACAACGACCUGCUUGCUCCAAAUGACUCCAUUUCUGCAAAAGAUGACGAUACCAUCAUCCCCGCAAAUCAUUCCUCCUUGUUGGCCAAUAGUCUGCAGCAGGGGCUAAUGUACCACCACAUGAAGCAGCUCGAUACCCCCGAUGACGCCUACAUCAUGCAGUCCCUCUACAAAUACGAGACUCCUCUGGACAUCCUGCACUACAAAAAAUCAUGGAAAGCUGCCCAGCAAAAGUAUGUCUCCCUCCGACUAAAUUUCCGCGUUGAGAAAGAAAUUUACCAAGUCGUCAACCACGAAAAAGAGUUGAGUUGGAACUAUAAAAGUUUGAAAGACUUACAACCGGAAGAGCAAGAAUUGAAAAUUUCACAGGCGCAGAAAGCCGACCGGGAGAAAGGUUACCGCCUCGAAUCCGAGUCCCUAUUUCGUAUCCAUCUCUUCGAAUUGAAGCAAAACAGUUUCAUCCUUCUCUUCAGCUGUCACCACGUAAUUAUUGACGGGUGGAGUUUCCCCAUUCUUUUCUCCUUUGUGCAUGAACAAUACCUCAAUUUGUUGCACGGCAGUGGCGUUGCGAUUCCCAGUGCAAGAAGCGACUCGAUUGACGAGGCCUAUCUUCAGGCACAAUUCUAUCUUCAAUCCCACCGCAAAGAUAACCUGUCCCACUGGACCAAGCAAGUCGAGAAGAUUGAGAACCGGUCCAAUCUCUCCGUCCUUCUGAGGGACGAAGUACGCUAUCAAACUCAACUGAAUGACUACGACCGAGUGCAAGACCAGAGACAAGAAACAGUAGAAUUUGGACCUGAGUUGGUUUCCAAGUUGAAGACAAUUAGUGGAAUAACGCUGCACUCCAUUUUGCAAUUCGUGUGGCACAAAGUCCUCCAUGUUUACGGGUCAGGGCGACAAACCAUCGUGGGGACGACGGUAUCCGGGCGAAAUUUACCGAUUGACGGGAUUGAACGAUCCGUCGGCCUGUACAUAAAUACUCUCCCGUUAAUCGUGGAUCACGCCGAGCAGAACGGUCUUUGUGUGCUGGAUGCGUUGGAAUUAAUUCAGGGAAAGGUGAUCGAGAUGAAUAGCAGGAGCAAUAUUGAGCUGGGGAGUUUGCACAAUAAUACUGGGCUAAAACAUGGUCUAUUCGAUACACUCUUCGUUUUGGAGAAUUAUCCAAAUCUGGACAAUUCUAGAGUGGAGUUUCAAAGGAAGGAGUUGGGGUUUAAGUUUCUCUCGGAAGUGGAGAAAUUAGACUAUCCGCUGGCAGUAAUUGUUCGUGAAGUGUUGGAAACAAAAGAAGGAGGAGGUGGAGGAGGAGGGUUAAAAUUUACUCUUUGCUACGCUGGAGAGCUCUUUGACUUGGAAAUAGUCCAAGAUUUACUCGCCCUCGUGACCCAACUGCUUUGGCAAAUUGUGGACAGUCCGGAGUCAAAACUUGUGACAAAAUUAAACUGUCUUCUCCCCAAACACGAAUCCUUGCUGGACGGAUGGAACAAUUGUACCAGGCAACAAUUUCCACGUGAAAGCACUUUACACAAAAUUUUCGAACAAGUCGCUCACAAGUUUCCGGAUAAGGUUGCCGUCACGUAUGAAAAUGUGAGCCUCACUUACGCCCAAUUAAACAAGAGGGCCAAUCAGUUAGCAAAUUACUUGAAAAACUUAACCACCAUCCGACCCAAUGAUAAGGUUGCUCUCAUCUUAAACAAAAAUGAACUCAUGAUCUUAAGCAUUUUUGGAGUAUGGAAAUCUGGCGCUGCAUACGUUCCAGUGGACCCAAGUUAUCCGGAUGAGAGGAUCCAAUUCAUUUUAAAAGAUACACAAGCCAAGAUUAUCAUCACUAACUCAACGAGCGCGUCAAGAGUACAAACUCUGUCGUGCUCAGAUCAGUGUGUAAUCCAAAUUGAAGAAGUAUCUCAGCAAAGAUUGCAUAAUUUGGACUCUGAAAAUCCCACCGCGGUUUCCACUUGUACAGAUCUUGCCUACAUAAUUUACACCUCAGGAACGACCGGAAAUCCGAAGGGGGUCAUGAUUGAGCACAGAGGAGUCGUCAACCUACAAAAUUCACUCGCUCAAAUAUUCUCUCUUCAAGAUAACCACGACGAAGUCAUCCUAUCCUUUUCCAACUACGUUUUCGAUCACUUUGUCGAGCAAAUGGUUGACGCUUUACUCAACGGACAAACCCUCGUGGUCCUCAACGACGAAAUGCGUUCCGACAAGGACCGACUUUAUGAGUAUAUGAGGGCCAACAAGGUCACCUAUCUGUCCGGCACGCCUUCCGUCCUCUCUCUCUACGAGUACAGGGAUUUGCCCCAUCUCAAAAGAAUUGACGCGGUCGGGGAAGAUUUUAGUGAACCGUUGUUCAACAAAAUUCGAAGCACUUUUUCCGGACUGAUAAUUAACGGCUAUGGUCCAACCGAGGUGUCGAUUACGAGUCACAAAAGACUUUAUCCCGACCCAAGUGAGAGACGGCUGAAUAAAAGCAUUGGUCACCCCGUGGGAAACACGACGUGUUACAUUCUCGACGAAAAUAUGCAACGCCUCCCUUCCGGAGCGAUUGGAGAUUUGUAUCUCGGUGGGGUCGGCGUGGGAAGAGGAUAUCUGAAUCGGGACGACUUGACGGAUAAGGCAUUCGUCAGAAAUCCAUUUGCUGAUGGGGACGAGGACAAUGCAAGAUUGUACAAAACUGGAGACUUGUGUCGUUUCCUAUCCAACGGGGAAGUCGACUACAUGGGAAGGAACGAUUUUCAAGUAAAAGUCCAUGGGUUACGGAUAGAACUUUGUGAAAUCGAGGCAGCCAUGUUAUCAUAUCCUCCCGGGUCAAGGAUUACGCAAUGCGUUGUGAUUUCCCGUAAUCAAAAUAUCAUCGGUACUACGUGUCCCUAAGGAGAACUUGGAAGAGGUUGACAUUAGGAAAUACCUGCAACGAAGCUGCCAGGCUACAUGGUUCCCAAGAGGUUAGUUCCCAUUGACAAGAUUCCUGUCAACAUUAGUGGAAAAGUUGACACGAAGCAAUUGUCGCAACCCGUGAUGAUGGAGAGACUUGGUUUUUCCCCUCCACAAAAUGAACUUGAAACAAAACUGUGCACAAUUUGGGGAGAGAUUUUACAACUCCCAGAAGAUCAGAUUGGAAUUACUGACGACUUCUUCGGUCUGGGUGGAGAUUCUUUGUUAGCGAUAAGCUUGUCGUUUACCAUGACGAAAUCGUUUGGAAAGUCGAUCCAAGUCAGCACAUUUUUGAGCACAGGACAAUCCAAGGUUUAG